AAACAAACUAUGACAAUGACGCACGGGUCGGAGGGCAGACAGAUAACAAGACUUAAACCUCCUACAUUAAUACACUCACUUGUUAUUACUAAGAUUAACAAAGAGACGUGUAGUGAGCAUUCAACAAUGAACCAAAUAAAAAGAUACGCAAUAUUAACUAUACUAUCUGUGUUAAUAGUUGAAAAUCACGGCGGACUACUGAACAAUGUUUUUGGUACAUUACACAACACCACACACGAUGUAGCUACAGGCGUUGGUAACAUACUAUCGUUUGGAAAAGGUAUAGUUUUGGGAAACCGUGAAACACAUGGAAACGAGGUCGUCGGUGAGAAGAAAGGUAUAGUUACUGGUAUAAUAGAUACAGUGCAUCAAGGCGUCCACGACAUACAUCAAGGAAUACGCAAUGUCAUACUAGGUGAAGACAAAAAUAAUACAAAAGGAAUCAUCGAAAACGUAUACGACAAAGUGAAGAAUAAAUUUGUGAAAGUGAAAGAAUUCUUAGGAGACGGUGAGAAGCGCAAGGAAAUGAUACAUAAUUCCCGCGAUCACGUAGUGGACACGUAUAAAAAUUUAAACCAGCUCAUAUUCGGUAACGAUACUAAGAAACACGGUUCUAAAUUAACAGAGGUCAUGAACCAUUUUAAAGAUAAAAUCAAUUUAGUAGUACACCAUACUAGUACAGAAAAGCCUCAACCUGACAAAGGCGAGGAUAUAAACACAGACGGAACUGGUCUGAUUGACAUAAGGAUGGCUUCUGACAACCUCGCGAGGAAUCUGGAUGAAGAUAUGGCUAAAACUACAAAAAGAUUCCAUCAAGGGCUAGAUGAGUUAAAUAAUAAUGCAAUCAGGAAUAGAAACUAUAUAGAAAAAAUUGCGAAGGAAGCUAUGGAUAAAGAAAAGGAAUUAAUGGAAGCUAGUAAGAAGAAGACUGAAGAGGGCGCUAUAGUGUUUAAAGAUUAGACAUUUAUUAAUGGUAGAAGAACGACAAUUAGCCUUAUGUUUGAAUAUAAAAUGUGAUUGA
This is a messenger RNA of Manduca sexta (tobacco hornworm), 1021 nucleotides long. RefSeq lists its product as uncharacterized. The record is from RefSeq and is a predicted model, not a curated record. The transcript has a single exon. The coding region runs from base 10 to 960 and encodes 316 amino acids. Lineage: Eukaryota; Metazoa; Arthropoda; Insecta; Lepidoptera; Sphingidae.